Poecilia latipinna (sailfin molly) is the source of this 934-nucleotide messenger RNA. RefSeq names its product ependymin-2-like. Gene Ontology annotation, cellular component: extracellular region; lysosome. The record is from RefSeq and is a predicted model, not a curated record. The transcript has 6 exons. NCBI's taxonomy places the organism in Eukaryota, Metazoa, Chordata, Actinopteri, Cyprinodontiformes, Poeciliidae. Gene Ontology annotation, biological process: cell-matrix adhesion. Gene Ontology annotation, molecular function: calcium ion binding. The coding region runs from base 80 to 724 and encodes 214 amino acids.
CGAGACUCGGGUCAGAGUUUAUAAGGAGGAGAUCCCUCACCUGUGACAGCACAGUGAACAGAUCGGCGCAUCGAGAAACAUGAGACUCCCAGUCCUGCUCACAUGUCUGCUGGCAGCCUGCCUGGCAGAGACGCCACAUCCAUGCGAAAGUCCUCUCUUUCUCAGCGGAGCCCUCACGGUGUCCACGCAGAAUGAAAAGCUGUGGACCUACGCCAAAUACCUGUACGACGCACUGGGACGCAGAGUACGACUGCUGGAGCUGGGCACCUACGAGAACAAGACGUUCACCUACGACGUUCUGCUGCUCUACAGAGAGGCUACCAUGUAUGAGAUCCACUAUCAUAACCGUACCUGUAAGAAGAUGCCUCUGAAGGUAGAGUUCUACCCGCUGGCUAUCCCAAAAGACGCCACUCUGCUGGGUCAGGCUGUGGUGGGAAGUUCCUCCGGACCUGGACAAGGCCUCUUGGUGAACACCUGGAUGGGAGAGCUACCAGACAAGUCAGGAAAGUACUCAUCAGUGGUCACUGAAUUUGGCUGCAUUCCUGUCAACACCAACUACCAAACCAAAGAGUUCGGAUGGGUGGUGACGAGCUUCUUCGACAACGUCAUCGGGAUUGAAGAUCCUAAUCUCCUCAAUCCCCCCAGCUUCUGCUCUGAAGCAGAGAGAAUGGAGGAUCAGAAGGAACCAGUAGACUUCUUCAGCUUAUUUCAAAGCAAGAAAUGAAGACCUCCUUCGAUUGUUUCAUUUCAUCCAACUCUGUUGUCUUGUUCCACUCUUGGUUGAGACCUCGGUGCGUUCAGUAUUUUUUCUCAAAAUGGAUCCGUUUGUUCAGUUCUCUCCAUUUCAAUUCAUUUUCAUUUACUCUGAUGAUCCGUUGAAGAAUGUCUCUCUAGAACAUGAGCAAGAAUAAUAAAUUGAGUAAUUUUCUCUUCA